AUGAUGAUCAUUUGCGUUGCAGUGGUGGUGACCUCGGCUCCAGCUAACGAGGCGGAACUUCAACUCUACAGGGUUAUGCAGCGCGCCAGCCUCCUGGCAUACUACGAUACGCUGCUAGAAAUGGGUGGUGACGAUGUCCAGCAACUAUGUGACGCGGGCGAGGAGGAGUUCCUGGAGAUCAUGGCGCUAGUCGGCAUGGCGUCGAAACCGCUCCACGUGCGCCGUCUCCAGAAGGCGUUGCAGGAGUGGGUGAACAACCCGGCGCUGUUCCAGAUCCCCAUCGUGCCCAACAUAUGCCCCACCGAGAACCCGUUCAUCCAGUGCAACCAAAGACUGCUGAUCCCGCCAACUUUACCCACCGUCCUGCCACGUACGAUAGCGUCCCCCGAGAGCAGUAGACCAAUGUACAGCCCGUCCCCAGGCGCUCCUGACAAUAGCUGUGGCUCCACCACCUCCGCCCCAAACGUCAGCCCUGUGCACAGCCAAGCGACGUUCACCAAGAUCGUUCUGCCUUCAUCGCCGGCCGCCACGCCGGUCACCACCACCGCCAGGUCGUUCUCCCCCCAGAGCGCUUGUCCACCGGCCUCCUCAGGGUCCAGUCCGAGCUCCGUGACCUCCCCCGUCCAGCUGACGCCGGUACUGCUGGACGUGCACGUGCAGAAGCUGGCGGCGGCAGCGGAGAAGCUGAGCAAGCACCUGCCCCAGUUGGAGCCGAAGCCGCAGAACGCCAAGAAGAAGAUGUGCAAAGACCUGGAGCUGGUGAUGAUGAUGCCUGAAUCGGAUCCGAGGAGGAUGGAAGAGAUAAGGAAGUACGCGGCGAUAUACGGCAGGUUCGAUUGUAAGCGGAAACCUGAGAAGCCGCUAACGUUGCAUGAGGUGAUGGUGAAUGAGGCGGCGGCUCAGAUGUGCCGCUGCGUGCCAGCCCUGCUGACGCGACGUGACGAGCUGUUCCCCCUCGCCAGGCAGCUCGUGCGUAGAGCUGGCCUCCACUACUCCAAGCACGGCCUCCCGCCAAACGCGCCGCACGACGACCGCGAACGGGAUGAAGACGAGACACCGAGCAAACGGCCGCGGCAGGUCGCGCCAAUCACACAUGAUUGCGACGAAGGCAACGGUGUCCACGCAAGUCCUGAUGCGGUAAGAGGUGCUUCGAAUCAUAGCUGGUGGGGAAUGAAGGCUGAAAGCGAUGAUGCAGACUCGCGAUGUUCCUACUCCAGCACCAGCACUCCACCGCCGGAGGCGGAGGAGAGUCGGCCCCAAGUGGUGGCGGCGCGUGGCGACAGCAUCAUCGCCGUCGCCAACCCCGCCCUGCAGCCGCCGCUGCCCCACUCCCCGCACCCCGCUCACCCCGCCCACCCCCCGCACCCCGCCAGGAACCACUCGAAC
This is a messenger RNA of Iphiclides podalirius (scarce swallowtail), 1386 nucleotides long. Lineage: Eukaryota; Metazoa; Arthropoda; Insecta; Lepidoptera; Papilionidae. The record is from the annotation of a GenBank genome assembly.